UGGAGUCAGACGCGCUACCAUUGCGCCACGGAUCCGCUUUGCUUAAGGCUAUUAUUAUUUUUGGUUUGGCUCUACGAAUUUACAUUUGAAUCCGAAGCGAAGUUGCUCACUCCAGCAAAACCCUAUCCUCCCCCAUAGCUUCUUCAUUUGCUGUGGUAUGGCGCCUCUGUGCAUUUUCUCGUCUCCACCAUUCUAAUCCAUCAUUUAUCUUCUCUCAGUAUGUUUUCCUGUACCUGUAAUGGCAUCCAAUUGGGCUCUACAGUUACAUUCUCUUUCUUUCCAGCCACACGCAUGGGUUCGAAAGCCUUCUGCUCUGCCCGGCAUAUCUCAACGUGAAAUUGGUAAUGAAUGCGCUGCCAUUAGGUAUGGUCAUUUGAACUGCAACUGGAAUCGGCAUCGAAUUGGUCGUAAGUUUCAAAUAAAAUCGGCUGAGGGUUCCGGGAGCACUGAUUCCGGCCGAGAUGUCGAAGAUGAUGAAAUCGUGGUCAAGAGUGGGAGUGGUGGUGUGGCUUCCAAAGAUUACAUCGGGAAAAUGCAGGAGAUGAUUAUUUCGUCACCUCCCGGCGUUUUCUUGAUGAACAAAUGUACUGGAAACGGUCUUGCAAUUGGGUUUUGCAUUGUAACUGCUUGUUUAGCAAUACUUGCAAGAGUGUAUUUGAUGGGGAAGUCCAGGAACAGUCAUUCCGGAUCAGUGGCUGAUCUAGUCAGGCGUGGUCAGCUAAGAUCCGACAGAAGAGGCAUUUCCAAACCUUUAAAAUACAAUGACCCCUUUAAUAAUCCACUGGUGAAGGUUGACAAAAGCAAUUCGUCCGUAGAAAUGUGUGGAAAGGUUUAUCGGUUGGCCCCAGUUACUCUUACCAAGGAGGAACAAAGUAUUCAUCAGAAACGGAGGUCUCGGGCAUAUCAGUGGAAGAGACCAACCAUGUUUCUUAAGGAAGGAGAUUCAAUUCCUCCUGAUGUUGACCCCGACACAAUCAGGUGGAUUCCUGCAAACCAUCCUUUUGCAACAACGGCUAGUGAUAUUGAUGAAGACUUGGCCCAGAACAAUGUCUAUCAAAAGCAUGGUGUUCCUUUCCGUAUUCAAGCCGAGCAUGAGGCUUUGCAGAGAAAGCUUGAAGCACUCCAGAGUGAACAGAAACUGAAUAGUUUAUUUAUAGAUCCUGGAAGUGUGAAGGAUUUUGAGAGGCCUUUUAAGUCAAAAUCCAAGUCAGAUGAACAAGGAGAACAAAGUUUUUCAGAUAACCAACCUGGAGAGUCAAAGCCUCCAAACUCAGGACAUCUCCCUAGUUCUUUCAGGGGCCAAUCAUCGUCUGAUGAAGCACAGAAAUCCUGAGGUAAGGUUUGCUGUAUAAAUAGGGUUAGCUUGCAGUUCUGCUGUUAAUAAGCAUCACGAAGUUAGUUAUGAGGGGCCUACUGUAUAGUAUCAAUGCCUGCAGGCUUAUUUCCUUAGGUAUUUCUAUUGUUGGAGACAAACUCUUUAAAAAUGCACCUUAUUCAAUUGGGGGAAUAUAAUAGCUUCUUGGUAAUGAUAUUGGUUAGUUGGAUUCUGCCCUCUGCCAUGUCGCAUUCAUCAAUAGAUAUCUGAAGAUUGACUUGAUCAGCUAACAUUCUCGUGACCCAGAGAUUAUGGCAUUCCCGAAGGUUUGAACUCCUACUCCCAUCCCUUAUUUUGAAAAGGGAUUUUUUCAAGAUUAGUGUGUAUGUGAACGUGAUACGGAACUUUUAAUUUGUAGAAUUAUUUGAGCCUGUUUAUUCAAGGAUAGGAUGGGCUCGUCGGUUCAAUGGUGGUACCAAAACUAUAACUUUUGUGUUAUGUUGAUUUCAAGUAAAAUUCUUGGACAAUGUAUGCAGAUAUUUAGUACUUUUUUCAAUUAUUGUACAUCGAAUAUAGAUGUAGCCCGCAUCGUCCCUACAGAUGAUGGCUUAAACAGCUGGGCUCGACUAUAUAUUUCUCUUUUUUUAAACA
This is a messenger RNA of Benincasa hispida (wax gourd), 1966 nucleotides long. It is a transcript of the gene MCD1, whose product is annotated as multiple chloroplast division site 1. NCBI's taxonomy places the organism in Eukaryota, Viridiplantae, Streptophyta, Magnoliopsida, Cucurbitales, Cucurbitaceae. The record is from RefSeq and is a predicted model, not a curated record. Gene Ontology annotation, biological process: chloroplast fission. Gene Ontology annotation, cellular component: chloroplast inner membrane; chloroplast.